GCAUCCACCGCAGUAUCCGUGCAGACGCUGCGCUCCCACCACCCGAUGUAUCACGGACAGGAACCCCGCUCUCGGUUUACCUCAGAGGACAGGUUGUAUCUGGACGCGCUGAAGUCCACUGAGGCGAGGAAAGAUGAACGGGACCGGGUCCAGAAGAAAACGUUUACCAAAUGGGUCAACAAGCACCUAAUGAAGGCCCAUUGCAGUAUCGAUGACCUGUAUGAAGAUUUACGGGAUGGACAUAACUUGAUCUCACUGCUUGAAGUUCUCUCAGGAGAUUCAUUGCCCCGAGAGAAGGGACGAAUGCGGUUCCACAAGUUGCAGAAUGUGGGCAUUGCCCUGGAGUAUCUGAAACACCGGCAGGUCCGGCUGGUGAACAUCCGAAAUGACGACAUCGCCGAUGGGAAUCCCAAACUCACAUUGGGGCUCAUCUGGACCAUCAUCCUGCACUUCCAGAUAUCGGACAUACAGGUGAGCGGUCAGUCGGAUGACAUGACUGCCAAGGAGAAGCUGCUGUUGUGGUCCCAGCGGAUGGUGGAGGGGUAUCGGGAUCUGCGCUGUGACAACUUCACCAGCAGCUGGAGAGAUGGCAAACUCUUCAAUGCCGUCAUUCACCGUCACAGGCCAUUAUUGAUCGACAUGAAUAAGGUUUAUCGACAGAAAAACCAGGAGAAUCUGGAGCAAGCCUUUACCGUUGCUGAGAGGGAGCUCGGUGUCACCAGACUGCUGGAUCCUGAAGAUGUGGAUGUUCCCCAUCCUGAUGAGAAGUCGAUCAUCACCUACGUGUCCUCCCUGUAUGAUGCUCUGCCAAGGGUACCCAGUGUAGAAUCAGGGGUCCGAGCCAACGAGAUUGAACUCCGGUGGCAAGAAUAUUAUGAGCUGGUGACUCUACUGAUCCAGUGGAUCCGACACCACAUCACGAUGUUCGAGGAGAGAAGGUUUCCAGGGACCUAUGAGGAGAUGGAGGUUCUCUGGAGACAGUUCCUCAAGUUUAAAGAAUCUGAUUUGCCCAGAAAAGAGAUUGAGAAAAACCAGAGCAAAACCCUCUUCAAAUCUCUCGAGGCUGCUGUACAGGAGGGUCAGCUGAAGGUUCCCACUGGUUACCAUCCCAUCGACGUGGAGAAGGAAUGGGGGAAGCUUCACGUCUCCAUCUUGGAGAGGGAGAGAAUUCUACGCAGCGAGUUUGAGAGAUUGGAGCGAUUCCAAAGGAUCAUCCUGAAGAUUGAGCAGGAAUCGAAUGUCUGCGAGGAACAGCUGAAACACUCGGACAAUCUCCUCAAAGCUGACAUCCGCCUGGUGAAUGCAGGCAAGGCUCCCACCAACACGGCCCUGCUGGAACACGACCUGGACAAGGUGGACGGGCUGAUCCGCAGCCUGUUCAACGAUGUGCAGGCACUGAAGGACGGGCGCCACCCACAGGCUGAGUCCAUGUACCGCAGGGUGUUCCGCCUGCACGAGUUCCUGGUGGCCACUCGCACUGACUACUCUCUGCGCUUCAAGUCGGGGGUACAGACGGCCGCUCAGGCACCCAGUGUUUCCACGGCGAAGGUGAGCCUGGCAGCGGACGGAGCGGCACUUCAGUACAUCCAGGACCUGCUGUUGUGGGUGGAGGAGAACCAGCGGGGCAUCGACGUGUCUGAGUGGGGAGUGGACCUGCCCACGGUGCAGUCCCACCUGGGCGGCCACCGAGGGCUGCACCAGUCCAUCGAGGAUUUCCGGCCCAAGAUCGAGAGGGCACGGGCCGAUGAGCCCCACCUCUCACCGGGGAGCCACACUGCCUACUGUGACUACCUGAGUAAACUGGACCUUCAGUACGCCAAGUUGUUGAACUCCUCCAAGUCCCGCCUGCGUAACCUAGAGAGCCUGAACACGUUUGUUUCCAUGGCAACAAAGGAGUUGAUGUGGCUGAAUGACAAAGAGGAGGAGGAGGUGAAUUACGAUUGGAGCGACCGUAACACCAACAUGGCGGCCAAGAAGGACAACUACUCGGGGCUGAUGAAAGAGUUGGAAUCCAAGGAGAGGAAGGUGAAUUCCAUUCAGAACAUGGGAGAAAAGUUGCUACGGGAUGGACAUCCAGCCAAGCAGACGGUUGAUGCAUUUAUGGCAGCUCUCCAGACCCAGUGGAGUUGGAUCCUUCAGCUGUGCUGCUGCAUUGAGGCUCACUUGAAGGAGAACACGGCCUACUUUCAGUUUUUCGCAGAUGUGAAGGAUGCUGAGAAUUUCCUCAAGAAGUUGCAGGAGUCGAUGAGGAAGAAGUACACAUGUGACCGAUCACUGACAGUGACACGGCUGGAGGAUCUGCUGCAGGAUUCCAUCGCUGAGAAGGAGCAACUCUCGGAUUACAAAGCCCACCUGAGCGGCCUGAGCAAACGGGCAAAGACCAUCGUCCAGCUGAAGCCUCGUAACCCAGCGUACCCUCUGAGGGCAAAGAUUCUGGUGCAGGCAGUGUGUGACUACAAGCAGAUGGAGAUCACGGUGAACAAAGGAGAUGAGUAUGUCCUCGUCAGCAACAGCCAACCGUCCAAGUGGAAGGUGGUGAGUGCGUCAGGGAGCGAAGCCCUCGUCCCCUCCAUCUGUUUCAUGGUUCCCCCCACAAACAAAGAGGCCCUGGACAGCGUGAGCAGGCUUGAGAACAGCCACCAGUCUAUCGUGAGUCAGUGGCACCAGCUCCACACCGACAUGCAGAGCCUCCUGCCCUGGUUGUACCUGAACCGUGACAUGCAGCUCGUGCGUUCCUGGACCCUGCUGAUGUUUCGGAGUCUGGAUCGCGAGGAGUACAAGCGUCUGCUCUCCACCCUGGACCAACACUACCAGGACUUCCUGCGGCUGAGCCAGGACUCUCAUAUGUUCGGACCGGACGACCGGCUCCAGAUCGAGAGGGAGUACAAACUGACCACCCAACAUUACGAGAAGCUGCUGCGGAGCCUCGAGAAGGGUGAGGAAGCCGAGCUGAGCUGUAAGACAUUUGUGACACAGCUGAAGGAUAUUCGCUUGCAGCUGGAGCGAUGUGAAGAUCGAACGAUUCACAAGAUACGUCAGCCGCUGGACAGAGAACCUCUGCGUGAUUGCACACAGCGAAUGACUGAACAGCGGAAAAUUCACUCGGAGCUGGAAGGGAUUAAAAUGAACCUGAACUCUGUGACUGAGAAGACGGAGAAGGUGCUGUCCGCCCCUGAGCAGCUCAGCAGUGCCCCCGUGCUCCGUUCUGAACUCGACCUCACUCUCCAGAAGAUGGACCGAGUCUACAGCCUCUCUUCUGUGUAUCUGGAGAAACUGAAGACCAUUGAGGUGGUUAUUCGCAGUACACAAGAGGCUGAAGACCUGGUGAAAAAAUACGAGAGGCAGCUGCGAGAGGUGAACAGUGUUCCUGCUGACACCAAGUCCCUGGAGGCCUACAAACAUCAGCUGAAGGGAAUGCGUGCAGAGGUGGAAGGUCACCAGCCGCUCUUCGAUAACCUGAGGGGGGAGCUGGGCAAGGCGAGGGCGGUGAGUGAGCAGAUGAUCCGUAGCCACAGUGAGCGAGACGUGGACCUGGAUCGGUAUCGCGAGUGUGUGCAACAACUCCUAGAGCACUGGCAUGGCAUCCAGAGUCAGAUCGACACCCGUUCCCGGGAGCUGGAGCAGCUCGGACGUCAGCUGACCUACUACCGUGAGGCGCACGAUUGGCUGAUCCACUGGAUCCAGAGUGCCAAAGCAACGUCAGGAGAAUAUCCAGGGCCGUGCCCAUCAGAGACAGCAAACGGGCUGAGGGAGCAGCUGGCAACAAGAACAGGUAGUAAAAUUCUGCAGGAGGUUGAGAAAAACCGAGAGAAGGUGGAGGAGUGCGAGAAGUUUGCCAAGCAGUACAUCGACGCCAUCAAGGAUUAUGAACUCCAGCUUGUGACCUACAAAGUUCAGAGUGAACCAGUGGCAUCUCCUGUGAAGAAGCAGAAAAUGGUGUCAGCGUCAGACAACAUAAUUCAGGAGGUUGUCGAUCUGCGGACUCGCUACAUCGAGCUGAUGACCCUGUCCAGCCAAUACCUGAAGUUCAUCACGGUGAACCUUCGCAGGCUUGAAAACGAGGAGGAAGCUGCAGAAAAGUUGAAGGAGGAGGAACGCAAGCGGUUAGAGGAGGUGGAGGCUCAGCUGGAGAGCCAGAAGCAGCUGGCCACAGCUCAUGCAAAGGCCAAAGCUGAGGCCGAGAAGGCAGCCAAGGAACUGCAGCAGAGGAUCGAGGAGGAGGUGACCAGAAGGGAAGCUGUGGCAGUAGAUGCUGAGCAGCAAAAGCAGAAUGUUCAGCAAGAGUUCCAGCAACUCAAGAGCUCUUCAGAGAUGGAGAUCAAGAAAAAGACCAAGAUGGUGGAGGAGGUGCUCCUCAGCCGCACCAAGAUAGAGGAAGAAAUUCGAAUUAUCCAGAUUCAGCUGGAGACGGCGCAGAAGCAGAAAGCCUCUGCUGAAUCGGAGCUGCAGCAGCUGAAGACUCGAGCUGAUGAGGCAGACAGGCAGAGGAAGAUGGCACAGGACGAGGCUGAGAGGCUUCGGCGGCAGGUCAAGGACGAGACACAGAAGAAGAAGCAGGCAGAGGAGGAACUGAAGCUGAAGAUUCAGGCAGAGCAGGAUGCUGCUCGGGAGAAACAAAAGGCUUUGGAGGACCUGCAGCAUUUCAAGAACCUGGCAGAAGAAGUGGAGAGGAAGAUGAAGCAGGCUGAGGUGGAGAAGGAGAAGCAGCUACUGGUAGCACAGGAAGUGGCCCAGAAAAGUGCCGCAGCUGAACUCCAGAGCAAGCGCAUGUCAUUUGAGCAGAAAACCAUGCAGCUGGAGAUCUCACUCAAACAAGAGCACCAGACUGUUGCCCAGUUACAGGAAGAGGCAGCAAAAUUGAAGAAGCAGCAGGAAGAGGCAGAGAAUUCCAAGAAAGAGGCAGAGAAGGAGCUGGAGAAAUGGCGGCAGAAGGCCAACGAGGCUCUUCGGUUGAGGCUACAGGCAGAGGAAGUGGCUCACAAGAAGUCACUGGCUCAAGAGGAGGCAGAGAAACAGAAAGAAGAGGCAGAGCGGGAGGCAAGACGCAGAGCAAAAAUGGAGGAGUCUGCCUUACGACAGAAGGAAAUGGCAGAGCAGGAGCUGGAAAAGCAGCGGAAACUGGCAGAUGAGACGGCUGGGCAGAAGUUGUCGGCUGAGCAGGAGUUGAUCCGGUUACGGGCAGAGACAGAGAAUGGUGAACAGCAGAGGAUGCUCCGAGAGGAACUGUACCGGCUGAAGAAUGAGGUGAACGAGGUUCUCCGUCAGAGGAAGCUCCUGGAGGAAGAGCUGGCAAGGGUCAAGACUGAGAUGGAAGCACUUCUGCUGCUGAAGGUAAAGACGGAGGAGGAGACGAGGUCCAACUCAGAGAAGACCAAACAGAUCCUGGAGAAGGAGGCUGAGAAGAUGAAGCAACUAGCUGACGAGGCAGCCAGACUGCGAGCUGUUGCGGAGGAGGCCAAACGCCAGAGGCAACUGGCUGAGGAUGAGGCAGCCCACCAGAGGAGUGAAGCAGAGAGGAUCCUGAAGGAGAAGCUGGCGGCCAUUAAUGAAGGCACCCGUCUGAAGACAGAGGCCGAGAUGGUUCUGAAGGAGAAGGAGGCCGAGAACGAGCGUUUGCGGCGAAUGGCUGAAGACGAGGCUUUCCAACGGAAGCUUCUGGAAGAACAAGCCACACAACACAAGCAAGACAUUGAGGAAAGGAUCUUGCAGCUGAGGAAGAACUCAGACCUUGAGUUGGAACGGCAGAAGGUUAUUGUGGAGGAGACAUUAAAACACAGAAGGAUCAUUGAGGAGGAGAUCAGGAUCCUCAAACUGAACUUUGAGAAAGCUUCAGAAGGCAAGGGCGACCUAGAGAUCGAGCUGACAAAACUGAAGAAGGUUGCCGAGGAGACACAGCGCAGUAAGCAGGAGGCCGAGGAAGAGGCCGAGAGGCAGCGAGGAAUGGCCACGCAGGAGGCAAAGAAGAGGCAAGAGGCUGAACGAAAAGUUAAAGAGAUCCUUGCUGCAGAGGAAGAAGCUGCUCGCCAGCGCCAGGCAGCACUCGAAGAGGUCGAGCGUCUGAAGAGAAAGUCAGAGGAAGCCUGGAAGCAGAAGGAGCUGUCGGAGCAGGAGGCUAAGAGGCAGAUUAGUCUGGCCCAGGAGGCUGCGCAGAAGCGGAUUGUGGCAGAGGAGAAGGCCCACCUGGCAAUGGUACAACAGAAGGAGGAGGAGCUACUGCAGAGCAAGAUCCAGGAGCAGACAGUGGUGGGCAGCCUGAAGGAGCAGGCUGAGCGAGCUAAGAGGUUGGCUGAGGAGGCUGAGCAGGCACGACUGCAGGCCGAGAGGGAGGCGGCCUUCUGUCGACAGCAGGCCGAAGAGGCCGAACGCCUCAAGCUGCAGGCCGAGAGGGAGGUUGCGGAGAAGGCCAGGGCCCAGCAGGACGCUGAGAAGCUGAGGAAGGAAGCGGAGCUGGAAGCUGCCAAGAGGGCACAAGCUGAGCAAGCAGCCCUGAAGCAGAAGCAAGCAGCUGACGCCGACAUGGAGAAGCACAAGAAGUUUGCGGAGCAGACCCUGAGGCAGAAGGCGAGCAUUGAGCAGGAGCUGGCCAAGGUCAAGCUGCAGCUGGACGAGACGGACCACCAGAAGGGAGUGCUGGACGAGGAGCUGCAGCGCCUCAAGUCUGAGGUGACGGAGGCCAUGAAGCAAAAGAACCAAGCGGAAGGGGAGCUCUUCAAGGUCAAAAUCCAGAUGGAGGAACUGAUCAAACUGAAGAGCAGGAUUGAGGAGGAGAACAAGAUGCUGGUGCUGAAAGACAAGGACAACACCCAGAAACACCUUGCUGAGGAAGCUGAGAAGAUGAAGCAGCUGGCAGAGGAAGCAGCCAGGCUGAGUGUGGAGGCCCAGGAGACUGCCCGGCAGAGGAGGCUGGCUGAAGAAGACCUGGCCCAACAGCGUGCUCUUGCAGAGAAGAUGCUGAAGGAGAAGAUGCAGGCUAUUCAGGAGGCAAGCAGGCUAAAAGCUGAGGCUGAAGUGCUGCAGAAGCAGAGAGAUCAGGCUCAGGAGCAAGCAAAGAAACUGUCCGAAGACAAGCAAGAGAUGCAGCAACGUCGAGACGAGGAGGCAGAGGAGUUCCAAAAGGCAUUGCUGACUGAGCGCAGACGUCAAGAAGAGAUCAGUGAGGAAGCACAACAGCUGAAGGCGUGUCUCGGACUGACAGAGGCACAAGCCAAGGCGGAGCGGGAAGCUCAGAAGUUCAAAGAUGAGGCAAAAACAGAUCAGCUUGAAGCUUCAUGAAAACUGAGGCAGAGCAGCAAGGAAAAGAACAGCAUUUCUAGAGCGACUGGAACUUCAGUGGAACCACAGCAAGCAGGGAGGCCAGUGAACUGCAGAUGGCCAUUGCUGAGGCUGGAGGAGGAGAAGGAGAAACUGAGGAAAGAGGCAGAGUUGCUACAGUUGAAAACCAAGGAGAUGGAGGCAGGAAAAAAGCAAGAAAUUGUCCAAACAACUCAGGUCCUUCAACAAACUUUUCUCAGUGAGAAGGAGCUGCUAAUCAAAAAAGAAAAGAUGAUUGAGGCUGAAAAGAAGAAGUUAGAACAGCUGUAUGAAGAUGAGCUGGAGAAAUCAAAGUCUCUGAAGGACGAACAAAUGAAGGAAAUGAAGAGGUUGGAGGAAGACAAAGUCCAGCUUCAGGCCAGUAUGGAUGAAGCCCUAAGGAAGCAGAGAGAGGCUGAGAACCAAGUCCACGAGAAGCAGAGACAGCUUCAGGAAAUGGAGAAGAAGAGACAGGAGAAAGAGAAGCAGCUAGCUGAUGAGAAUCAGGCUCUGAGAGAAAAGCUGGAGCAACUGAAAGCUCAGAAGCUCGAAAUUAUGGCCAAAGAGACUGCUGUGGUCCAAGCCACUCUUGGAGCUGUUUCAAAUGGUAGGGAUGUUGUAGACUCUGUCCCUGAGAGUGCUGAGGACAAGCUCUCUUUCAGUGGCCUGCGCCAACCAGUGCCAGCAGCUCGGUUACAACAGGUUGGCAUUCUCAACAAGAAACAGCUGGACAAACUGAAGAAAGGCUCUGUCACAGUCAAGGAGCUCUCGCAAAAGGAGAGUGUUCAGAACUAUCUACAGGGAAAGAGCUGUGUUGCUGGCUUGAUCAUUGAACCCUCAAAGGAGAAAAUGAGCAUUUACCAUGCAAUGAAAAAGAGUCAAUUAAAGCCCACCACUGCCACAGUGUUACUUGAGGCCCAGGCAGCGUCUGGCUUCGUCAUUGACCCAAUAAAGAACAGGAAGCUGCCUGUCAAUGAGGCAAUCAGAGAAGGGGUAGUGGGACCAGAGCUACAGGAGAAACUGCUUUCUGCAGAGAGGGCAGUGACUGGUUACAGGGAUCCCUACACAGGCAACCAAAUCUCAUUGUUUCAAGCAAUGCAAAAGGACUUGAUAUCUCAGAGUUAUGCAAUCCGCUUGCUGCAGGCACAGGUUGCCACUGGUGGGAUCAUUGAUCCAGUCAACAGCCACCGCCUGCCCAUGGCCCAGGCCUGCAAACAGGGGAUAUUUACUGAGGACAUGAAUGAGAUAGUUUCAGGUGAUAGUGAUGAUGCCAAGGCAUUCUUUGACCCCAACACACAGGAGAACCUAACAUACUUGCAGCUGCUGGACAGGUGUCAAAAGGAUCCAGAAUCUGGCCUCUGCCUCUUGCCAUUGACCAAAGCAGCAGAGACAAGAAAGGGAGGGUAUACCAUGGAGCAGACACAGGACAUCUUCAAUACAGCCAUUGUAUCAGUGCCAUUCGGGAAAUUCUCUGGGAAAACUGUCACUAUUUGGGAAUUGAUCAAUUCAGAGUAUCUCACCGAAGAUCAACGCCGAGAUCUAAUCCGACAGUACAGGUCAGGGAAGGUCACCAUUGAACAUAUUAUUAAAUUCAUCAUUACUACCAUUGAAGAAACUGAGACCAAGAAGCAGCUGCUCUUCACUGGACUGAGGGACAAGGUUCCAGCCAGUGAGUUGUUGGAAUCGAAGAUCAUCGAUGAGAAAACUUUUGAUGAACUGGAGAAAGGGAAGGCAAAGCCAGAAGAUGUGAGCAAGUUGGAGUCAGUGAGGAAAUACCUUCAGGGCUCGGACAGUAUUGCUGGAGUGUUUGUGGAGCCCACCCAAGAGACAAUGAGCUUCUACCGAGCAAUGAAGAGGAAUCUAUUGAGACCAAGAACAGCAGAGAACUUAUUAGAAGCUCAGGCAGCAACAGGAUUCCUCAUUGACCCAGUAAAGAAUCGCAUCCUCACCGUUGAUGAUGCAGUGAAGGAUGGCCUCGUUGGGCCAGAGCUCCACGAGAAGCUCCUGGCUGCGGAGAAAGCGGUAACGGGAUAUACAGACCCCUACACUGGGCGUAAGAUCUCCUUAUUUGAAGCAAUGAGAAAGGACCUUGUACCCAAAGACCAUGGAAUGCAGCUCCUGCAAGCACAGGUGGCAUCUGGUGGCAUCAUUGACCCCACAACCAGCCAUCGGCUGCCAGUUGAUGUGGCUUACAAGCGGGGAAUCUUUGAUGAGCAGAUGAACAAGUUGGUGUCCACUCCAAGUGAUGACACCAAAGGUUUCAUUGAACCAAACACAGAUGAACGUGUCACCUACCAACAGCUGAAGGAGAGGUGCAGAACUGACCCUCAGACGUCACUUUGCCUGUUACCACUGACAGAAGAAGCAAUGAAACGAGUGGACGUCCACCCUGAGGAAGUAACCAAGGACAUUUUCCAAAAGGCUGUGGUGAGUGUCCCAUCUGGGAAAUUCUCUGGGAGAACCGUCACCAUUUGGGAAUUGAUCAAUUCGGAGUAUCUCACCGAAGAUCAACGCCGAGAUCUAAUCUGGCAAUACAGGUCAGGGAAGGUCACCAUUGAACAUAUUAUUAAAUUCAUCAUUACCACCAUUGAAGAAACUGAGACCAAGAAGCAGCUGCUCUUCACUGGGCUGAGGGACAAGGUUCCAGCCAGUGAGUUGUUGGAAUCGAAAAUCAUCGAUAAGAAAACUUUUGAUGAACUGGAGAAAGGGAAGGCCAAGCCAGAAGAUGUGAGCAAGUUGGAGUCGGUGAGGAAAUACCUUCAGGGCUCGGACAGUAUCGGGGGAGUGUUUGUGGAGCCCACCCAAGAGAUGAUGAGCUUCUAUCAAGCAAUGAAGAGGAAUCUAUUGAGACCAAGAACAGCAGAGAACUUACUGGAAGCUCAGGCAGCAACAGGAUUCCUCGUUGACCCAGUGAAGAAUCGGACCCUCACCGUCGAUGACGCAGUGAAGGAUGGUCUUGUUGGGCCAGAGCUCCAUGAGAAGCUCCUGGCUGCGGAGAAGGCGGUAACGGGAUACACAGACCCCUACACUGGACGUAAGAUCUCCUUAUUUGAAGCAAUGAGAAAGGACCUUGUACCCAAAGACCACGGAAUGCAGCUCCUGCAGGCACAGGUGGCAUCUGGUGGCAUUAUUGACCCCACAACCAGCCAUCGGCUGCCAGUUGAUGCAGCCUACAAGCGGGGAAUGUUUGAUGAGGAGAUGAACAAGUUGGUGUCCACUCCAAGUGAUGACACUAGAGGUUUCUAUGAUCCAAACAUGGAUGAGAGAGUCACCUACCAACAGCUGAAGGAGAAGUGUCGAAAGGAUGAAAAGUCAGGCCUGCUCUUGCUGCCCUUGAGUGAGAAAGCAGUAACAUCCAAAACUGUUUAUGAUGAAGAGCAGACAAGGGAUACCUUUGGGAAGACAACAGUGUCUGUUCCCACUGGCAUCUUCUCUGGGAAAACCGUCAGCAUCUUGGAGUUGAUAAAUUCAAAGUAUUUUACUGAGGAACAAAGGAAGGAUCUGAUCCGACAGUACAGGUCAGGAAAGGUCACAGUAGAAAAGAUCAUCAAAAUUGUUAUCACGGUGAUUGAAGAGGAAGAAACAAAGAAAAAACCACUGCUCCUCUUCACUGGGCUGAGGAACAAAGUUCCGGCCAGUGAGUUGUUGGAAUCGAAAAUCAUCGAUAAGAAAACUUUUGAUGAACUGGAGAAAGGGAAGGCAAAGCCAGAAGAUGUGAGCAAGUUGGAGUCGGUGAGGAAAUACCUUCAGGGCUCAGACAGUAUUGCUGGAGUGUUUGUGGAGCCCACCCAAGAGACAUUGAGCUUCUACCAAGCAAUGAAGAAGAAUCUGCUGAGACCAAGAACAGCAGAGAACUUAUUAGAAGCUCAGGCAGCAACAGGAUUCCUCGUCGACCCAGUGAAGAAUUGCACCCUCACCGUUGAUGAUGCAGUGAAGGAUGGUCUUAUUGGGCCAGAGCUCCACGAGAAGCUCCUGGCUGCAGAGAAAGCGGUUAUGGGAUAUACAGACCCCUACACUGGGUGUAAGAUCUCCUUAUUUGAAGCAAUGAGAAAGGACCUUGUACCCAGAGAUCAUGGAAUGCAGCUACUGCAGGCACAGGUGGCAUCUGGUGGCAUCAUUGACCCCACAACCAGCCAUCGGCUGCCAGUUGAUGUGGCCUACAAGCGGGGAAUCUUUGAUGAGCAGAUGAACAAGUUGGUGUCCACUCCAAGUGAUGACACCAAAGGUUUCAUUGAACCAAACACAGAUGAACGUGUCACCUACCAACAGCUGAAGGAGAGGUGCAGAACUGACCCUCAGACGUCACUUUGCCUGUUACCACUGACAGAAGAAGCAAUGAAACGAGUGGACGUCCACCCUGAGGAAGUAACCAAGGACAUUUUCCAAAAGGCUGUGGUGAGUGUCCCAUCUGGGAAAUUCUCUGGGAGAACCGUCACCAUUUGGGAAUUGAUCAAUUCGGAGUAUCUCACCGAAGAUCAACGCCGAGAUCUAAUCUGGCAAUACAGGUCAGGGAAGGUCACCAUUGAACAUAUUAUUAAAUUCAUCAUUACCACCAUUGAAGAAACUGAGACCAAGAAGCAGCUGCUCUUCACUGGGCUGAGGGACAAGGUUCCAGCCAGUGAGUUGUUGGAAUCGAAAAUCAUCGAUAAGAAAACUUUUGAUGAACUGGAGAAAGGGAAGGCCAAGCCAGAAGAUGUGAGCAAGUUGGAGUCGGUGAGGAAAUACCUUCAGGGCUCAGAGAGUAUCGCUGGAGUGUUUAUGGAGCCCACGCAAGAGAUGAUGAGCUUCUAUCAAGCAAUGAAGAGGAAUCUAUUGAGACCAAGAACAGCAGAGAACUUACUGGAAGCUCAGGCAGCAACAGGAUUCCUCGUUGACCCAGUGAAGAAUCGGACCCUCACCGUCGAUGACGCAGUGAAGGAUGGUCUUGUUGGGCCAGAGCUCCAUGAGAAGCUUCUAGCUGCGGAGAAAGCGGUAACGGGAUACACAGACCCCUACACUGGACGUAAGAUCUCCUUAUUUGAAGCAAUGAGAAAGGACCUUGUACCCAAAGACCACGGAAUGCAGCUCCUGCAGGCACAGGUGGCAUCUGGUGGCAUUAUUGACCCCACAACCAGCCAUCGGCUGCCAGUUGAUGCAGCCUACAAGCGGGGAAUGUUUGAUGAGGAGAUGAACAAGUUGGUGUCCACUCCAAGUGAUGACACUAGAGGUUUCUAUGAUCCAAACAUGGAUGAGAGAGUCACCUACCAACAGCUGAAGGAGAAGUGUCGAAAGGAUGAAAAGUCAGGCCUGCUCUUGCUGCCCUUGAGUGAGAAAGCAGUAACAUCCAAAACUGUUUAUGAUGAAGAGCAGACAAGGGAUACCUUUGGGAAGACAACAGUGUCUGUUCCCACUGGCAUCUUCUCUGGGAAAACCGUCAGCAUCUUGGAGUUGAUAAAUUCAGAGUAUUUUACUGAGGAACAAAGGAAGGAUCUGAUCCGACAGUACAGGUCAGGAAAGGUCACAGUAGAAAAGAUCAUCAAAAUUGUUAUCACGGUGAUUGAAGAGGAAGAAACAAAGAAAAAACCACUGCUCCUCUUCACUGGGCUGAGGAACGAAGUUCCAGCCAGUGAGUUGUUGGAAUCGAAGAUCAUCAACAAGAAAACUUUUGAUGAACUGGAGAAAGGGAAGGCAAAGCCAGAAGAUGUGAGCAAGUUGGAGUCAGUGAGGAAAUACCUUCAGGGCUCAGACAGUAUUGCUGGAGUGUUUGUGGAGCCCACUCAAGAGACAAUAAGCUUCUACCAAGCAAUGAAGAAGAAUCUAUUGAGACCAAGAACAGCAGAGAACUUAUUAGAAGCUCAGGCAGCAACAGGAUUCCUCAUUGACCCAGUGAAGAAUCGCAUGCUCACCGUCGAUGACGCAGUGAAGGAUGGUCUCGUUGGGCCAGAGCUCCACGAGAAGCUCCUGGCUGCGGAGAAAGCAGUAACAGGAUACACAGACCCCUACACUGGGUGUAAGAUCUCCUUAUUUGAAGCAAUGAGAAAGGACCUUGUACCCAAAGACCAUGGAAUGCAGCUACUGCAGGCACAGGUGGCAUCUGGUGGCAUCAUUGACCCCACAACCAGCCAUCGGCUGCCAGUUGAUGUGGCCUACAUGCGGAGAAUCUUUGAUGAGGAGAUGAACAAAUUGGUGUCCACUCCAAGUGAUGACACCAAAGGUUUCAUUGAACCAAACACAGAUGAACGUGUCACCUACCAACAGCUGAAGGAGAGGUGCAGAACUGACCCUCAGACGUCACUUUGCCUGUUACCACUGACAGAAGAAGCAAUGAAGCGAGUGGACGUCCAGCCUGAGGAGGUAACCAAGGACAUUUUCCAAAAGGCUGUGGUGAGUGUCCCAUCUGGAAAAUUCUCUGGGAAAACUGUCACCAUUUGGGAAUUGAUCAAUUCAGAGUAUUUCACUGAAGAUCAACGCCGAGAUCUAAUCCGGCAAUACAGGUCAGGCAAAGUAACCAUAGAGAAAAUUAUUACAAUUGUUGUAACGAUUAUUGAGGAAAGUGAGGUGAAGAAAAAACCACAAAUUACCUUCACUGGACUGAGGGAGAAGGUUCCGGCCAGUGAGUUGUUGGAAUCGAAGAUCAUCGAUGGGAAAACUUUUGAUGAACUGAAGAAAGGGAAGGCAAAGCCAGAAGAUGUGAGCAAGUUGGAGUCGGUGAGGAAAUACCUUCAGGGCUCGAACAGUAUCGCUGGAGUGUUUAUGGAGCCCACCCAAGAGACAAUGAGUUUCUACCAAGCAAUGAAGAAGAAUCUGUUGUGUCAAUCCACUGCAGAAGCUUUACUGGAAGCUCAGGCAGCAACAGGAUUCCUUGUUGACCCAGUGAAGAAUCGCACCCUCACCGUUGAUGACGCAGUGAAGGAUGGUCUUGUUGGGCCAGAGCUCCAUGAGAAGCUUCUGGCUGCAGAGAAAGCGGUAACAGGAUACACAGACCCCUACACUGGGCGUAAGAUCUCCUUAUUUGAAGCAAUGAGAAAGGACCUUGUACCCAAAGACCAUGGAAUGCAGCUCCUGCAAGCACAGGUGGCAUCUGGUGGCAUCAUUGACCCCACAACCAGCCAUCGGCUGCCAGUUGAUGUGGCCUACAAGCGGCGAAUGUUUGAUGAGGAGAUGAACCAGAGGUUCCUUGAUGCUCAUGACAAUGCCAAAAGAUUUAUUGAUCCCAACACUAAGGAAGAUGUCACUUACCAUCAGUUGAAGACUAAGUGUAUUUCAGAUCAAGCAACUGGUCUGUGCCUCUUGCCCAUGACAGAAAGCGAGAAGCCAAGUGUGGUUGAAAGCAAGGUCUAUAGUGAGACACAGAUGCAAAAGGAGUUUGAGAGCACAAAAGUGGAAAUUCCUUCAGGGUCUUUGGGUGGGAAGUCUAUGUCAGUAUGGGAGAUCUUACAGUCUGAGUACAUCUCAGAAGAGGAGAGGGUCAGACUGACAAAGGAAUUUCAAAUGGGAAGGCUAACACGUGAGCGUCUCAUUUUAAUAAUCAUUGAGAUUGUUGAGCAAGUGGAAAUACGACGGGGAUAUGAAAUGAUUACCUUCAGAUGCUUCCGGGGCAAGGUCACUGCCGAUCAUCUCUAUGCCUCGGGAAUUAUUGAUCUGGAAACACUCACCAAACUGAAGGAGAAGCAGCUGACGGUGCAGCAGGUGUGUGAAAUGGAGAAUGUGAGGAAGUUCCUGUUUGGAACUGGUGCUAUCAGCGGUGUGUACAAGUCUGCUGUCAAGGAGGUGUCAAAUCUGUAUCAAGCAAUGAAGAAAGAUUGGGUGAAACCAGAAGUGGCUCAGUCCCUGCUUGAGGCCCAGGUUGCCACUGGCUUUAUCCUUGAUCCAGUGAGGAAUAAGAGGCUGACUGUGGAUGAGGCUGUGAGGGAAGGUGUGGUGGGUCCUGAACUCCAUGACAAGCUGCUGUCAGCAGAAAGAGCUGUCACCGGCUACCGAGACCCUUACACUGGCAAGGUCAUCUCCCUCUUCCAGGCCAUGAAGAAAGGGCUAAUUGUAAAAGACUAUGCGGUUAGGUUGCUUGAUGCCCAGCUGGCCACAGGUGGAAUUAUCGACCCACAGUACAGCCAUCAUCUGCCUCUGGAGAUUGCCUUUCAACGUGGUUAUCUCGACCGUGAGACCUACAGCCUCCUCACCGAACCUGCCACAGGCGCACAAGGAUUUCUUGACCCCAGCACUGAUGAGGCAUUAAAUUAUACUCAGCUGCUUGCAAAAUGCAAGACUGAUGAAAAGACAGGCCAUCAUCUCUUGAAUCUGACGGACAGGAAAAGGUUAAUAUUCAAAGGUCUACGCAAGCAGAUCACGAUGGACCAACUCAUAGAAUCAAAGAUCAUUGAAAAUUCCUUAGCUCAGAGGCUAGAAGAAGGUGAGACCACUGUCGAAGAGGUUAGUGACAGUAUCAAGAAAUACCUGGAAGGCACAAGUUGUAUUUCAGGUGUGUUUGUUGAGGCCUCCAAGGAGAGGCUGUCUAUCUACCAAGCUAUGAAGAAGGGCAUGAUCAGACCUGGGACUGCCUUCGAGUUGUUAGAGGCCCAAGCAGCAACAGGUUACAUGAUAGACCCGAUCAAAAACAUGAAGUUAACUGUUGCUGAGGCAGUCAAGAUGGGAGUGGUGGGGCCAGAGUUUAAGGACAAGCUUCUGUCAGCUGAGCGUGCUGUCACUGGUUACAGAGACCCUUACUCAGGGAAACUGGUGUCUCUCUUUCAAGCUAUGCAGAAAGGUUUGAUUCUGAAAGACCAUGGAAUCCGUUUACUAGAGUCCCAGAUUGCUACCGGAGGGAUCAUUGAUCCUGAACACAGUCAUCGCCUCCCAGUGGAAGUGGCCUACAAGCGUGGGCUGUUUGACGAGGAGAUGAACAAGAUAUUGUUAGAUCCAGGUGAUGAUACCAAAGGUUUUUUUGAUCCAAACACUGAGGAAAAUCUGACCUACUUGCAGCUGAAGGAGCGGUGUGUUGUGGAUCCCGACACUGGACUCUGUUUAUUACCACUGAAGGAGAAGAAGCGAGAGAGGAAGACUUCCUCCAAGUCAUCAGUCCGCAAGCGACGGGUAGUUAUUGUAGAUCCCGAGACUGGCAAAGAAAUGUCUGUCUAUGAGGCUUAUCGUAAAGGACUCAUUGAUCAUCAGACAUACAGCGAACUGUCUGAGCAAGAGUGUGAAUGGGAGGAAGUAACCAUAUCUUCAUCAGAUGGAGUUGUUAAGUCAAUGAUAACUGACAGAAGAUCUGGAAGACAGUAUGACAUCGAUGAUGCUUUGGCUAAAGGUUUGAUUGACCAAGGCUCGUUGGACCUAUAUCGCUCAGGGGCUUUGUCCAUAACUGAAUUUGCUGAUAUGUUAUCAGGGAACAUGAGUGGAUUCCGCUCAAGAUCUUCCUCGGUUGGAUCUUCAUCUUCAUAUACGAGCCAACAAGCAAGCCCAAUGAGAAGCCAUGUAGUUGCAUGGAGUGACCCUAUGGAGGAGACUGGUCCAGUUGCUGGCAUCUUGGACACUGAUACCCUUGAGAAAGUUUCCAUCACAGAGGCAAUGCACCGAAACCUAGUGGACAACAUCACUGGACAACGUCUGCUCGAGGCUCAAGCAUGCACUGGAGGAAUCAUUGAUCCCAAUACAGGAGAGAAGUAUUCAGUCACAGAAGCAGUUGGCAAAACCCUUGUUGACAAAAUUAUGGUGGACAGGAUCAAUCUUGCUCAGAAGGCUUUCCAUGGAUUUGAGGACCCAAGAACCAAGACCAAGAUGUCUGCUGCUCAAGCCUUGAAGAAAGGGUGGCUGUAUUAUGAAGCUGGUCAAAGAUUCCUGGAGGUGCAGUAUCUGACUGGAGGAUUGAUUGAACCAGACGUGCCAGGCCGAGUGUCCUUGGAUGAAGCUUUACAGAAGGGAACCAUUGAUAGCCGCACUGUGCAAAAACUAAGGGAUGUUGGGGCCUAUGCAAAGUAUAUAACCUGCCCCAAAACCAAACUGAAGAUCUCUUACAAGGAUGCGAUGGAUCGAUCUAUGAUUGAGGAAGGGUCAGGUCUGCGUCUGUUGGAGGCCUCCUCACAAUCCACCAAAGGAUACUACAGCCCCUACAAUGUGAGUGGGGCUGGUUCUUCUGCAGGUUCCCGAUCAGGUUCAAGAACAGGAUCCAGAACAGGCUCCAGACGUGGAAGCUUUGAUGCUACAGGAUCUGGUUACUCAAUGUCCUUCUCUUCAUCCUCCUACACGUCAUCCAGCUAUGGCCGGAGGUUGCCAGCCAGUGUCCCUGGAGGGAGGGGACUGAGCCUCACUGUCCCUCAGUCCCUCUCUGGCCCAGGGGGGAGCUCUGCCUUCUCCCAGGCCCAGCUCCAGGAUGUGGCGAUGAUAUAACACCACUCUCCCUACCCUUCCCUGCCUUGUAACUACCAUCCUGCUCCACAACUAACAAAGGUCUACCAACGGCCUCAGUUUAACUGCAAGAAACAGAAUCGUUCUAAUGGAAAAUUUUGCAAAUAAAUUUAUUUUAAUUUCCUAUCACCUCAGUUCCUCUGAGUUUUAAAUAAUCUUGAAAUUUGAAAUGGAUCAGAUGGAAUGUUGUGUAUAUGUUUGAACUAAAAAGGAUCUAUUUAUGGAACCUUGGUUUGAUUCUGUGGGCCGUUCCCACUGGAAGGUUUUGUUGCUAUUUGUAGAGCAGGAUUAUUAACCCCAAUCCACAGCUGCCCCCUCCCGGUGAUGACUGGGGAGGAUUGUAAUCUUGCAACCGUAAAACCUUCUCAAUGAAUGCACUGACUCACAGCGUGCCAGCUAUCUCUGCUUUCUAUUAUGAGACAAAUGCUGCAAAUAUUAAUUGAACUAUAAUAAAGACUUGAUGCUGUUAAUCCAAAUAUUAAUAAGGUGCAACUUUCAAAUACCAAGCCCUGCACUCAGACUGAAGUUCCAGUCUGCGGGAAGAACAUUGAACUUUCUUCGCCACAUUUGCCACCAUUGCACUGACUUGGCUCGAGUAACCAUUGAAUCUGAGUGAAUUCUGACUCCCUGUGUGAACCAAAAUUGCUCCAUUAAGCCAUAAAGACCAAUCAGCCUGCCUGUCACUGAGCGAAUCUCCUGCAUCUAUCUGUCCAUGUGCAAACCAAGGAAUGGUCAAGGCUGACUUGUACAGUUCCAUACAAGACCAGAGCCCAACAGUUCCUCUGGACAUCUUGCUACAUGGGAGGUGACGUAAGGUUAUAUGGAUUGCGAUCAGACAGAGUGAAACCUUUGCUCAGACUGAGCUGUCUCUCUCCAGAACAUUCCGGAAACUCAGCCAGGACAACUACAGAAUCACAGGGACCGUCAUUAUUCCUUCAUGUGGCUUCCAUGACCUGCAUCCUCAGAGAAUCCAUUCACGUAACUACUGUGGAGCAGAAGUUGAUCACAACCAAGCCUUCAUCUCAGAACGUCACCCAGACCCUCGAGACUUUGUCGCAGUUUAUAUUCUCUCUACAAUCUGACCAUUUCCCAUCCACUGUUUUGUUGAUGAAUUUUUUUUGCUAUGCAUGCUGUACUAACUUGUCAGGAAACCUCUAGCCAUUGGAAAUAUCCUGUUUAUAUUAAAGCAGUGAGUUUAACAAACUAACUAAUUGUAAUCCAGAACUGAAAUCAACAAGAACUGUACAGAAGAUAACUUGUUAAAUGACGUCGAUAUAGAGCAACAAAUAAAAGAGAAAUUAA
Messenger RNA from Pristis pectinata (smalltooth sawfish), 18969 nucleotides. Its product is annotated as plectin-like. Gene Ontology annotation, molecular function: keratin filament binding; structural molecule activity; protein binding. Gene Ontology annotation, biological process: wound healing; intermediate filament bundle assembly. NCBI's taxonomy places the organism in Eukaryota, Metazoa, Chordata, Chondrichthyes, Rhinopristiformes, Pristidae. The record is from RefSeq and is a predicted model, not a curated record. Gene Ontology annotation, cellular component: membrane; cell junction; keratin filament.